UCAAAAACAUAUAUACAUUCAAAAGCUGUCUGUCUAAUUCUUUUUUUUUUUUUUAAUUUUUUGGAUCUCCAAAUUGGACGACUCAAAAGUCCCUUUUCUCAAAUGACUCAAAAAUUCCACGUAAUCUUCAUGUUUCCCAAACGACUUGACUGCUGCCUCAGCUUAGAUUUGCAACACCUGAACCCUACCACAAAACUCCAUUAACUUCAAUUAAGCAAUCACCAGCAGUAAACUUCGGUAAUUUUGUCCGCACAAUAUUUUGAGCAGACCUCACUUUUUCUUGAAGUUCAACGAACAAGAAUCAAGAUGAGAGACAAUAGUUGAACCGUUGCCCUACAAAGUCUCAAUUCUUUUGUCAUGACCAAUAAACGAGCCGUUGUUCAAAGGGAGUAGCAUCAAAUUUGCUUUUUAAACCAAUAAAAACAAAUCCAUACAAGUCAGACAGAGGUCUUGCCGACGAGAUAAUGCAACUUAAUGAGAGGUUCAAAACGCCUCCGCAGCGCUUGCACAAUUGCCCCCUCCCUCUCUCUCUCUCUCUUCCUCUCUUACUUGGAUGACAGCAAAUAUGAUGUCCCUAAAAGCAUUUCAAUCCCCUUUUACUCCAAACAAGCACGCUUUACUCCGAGGAAGAGAUUACUCCAAGAGGAAGUACACCAACCUCCUCCUAUGCAAGGCAAACGAAUCAGAUUCGGGAACACCGCCACCUGAAGGAGAUAGAAGAAAGCAGGAAUUGCUUGCCCGAAUAGCAAUGCUGCAAGCCCAAAAACUACGUCUUACUGAUUACUUAGAUGAAAGGUCCGCAUAUCUGACCCAGUUUGCAGAAGAAGCCAAUGCUGAAAUUGAUCAAAUAGGUGAAAAUGCUCUCAAAGAACUUGAUGAAGCUGGCUCCAGGAUAAUGGAAAACAUAGAGAGCCAGAUGCAAGCCUUUGAAGAAUCGGCAGAAUUGAAUAAGCAGGAGAUUGAAGAAAGUGAGAAGAAGUUGGCAGAUUUCGAAGGCCAAAUUGAGGAGGACAGAAACGAAGGUCUGUUCUUCAAGAACUUGCGCCAGAAAACACCCCCUGGAAAAGAGAGAGCUGAGGAGGAGAGAAUGAAGCUUAGAGAGCUUACCAAGGAAAAUGCUGGGUCUAAAACUAGGAGGAACAUUUACCUUGCACUAAUAGGCUUGGUACUUAUUGGAAUUUGUGAUGCGUCGAUCACUUCAUCAUCUGACUGGCGUAAGGUAGCAGUUCUUGGAGCAAUCUUGGUGGGUUUGCUUUCUCAACUCCUCUACGAGCAAAUGAUGUUGUCAGAGACAGAAAAAACAGAACAAAACAAAAGCAAAAUAGAUAAAGAGUGAUUUUUUUUCUCCCCACACCACUGAGAUAUUUGAUUUCACUAUAGCAGUUUAAGAGAAAACAAUUUGAGUGUCGCAUGAGUUAUAACCCCAAAUAAGGUCUUACCAUUUGGGGCUAAUACAUCAAGCAAAUUUAGUUUUGCAUCAUUGCUA
Molecule: messenger RNA, 1486 nt
Organism: Coffea eugenioides
Lineage: Eukaryota; Viridiplantae; Streptophyta; Magnoliopsida; Gentianales; Rubiaceae
Exons: 2
Coding region: 554-1336 (260 amino acids)
Cellular component (GO): chloroplast
Source: RefSeq, a predicted model, not a curated record